Hevea brasiliensis (rubber tree) is the source of this 1264-nucleotide messenger RNA. Its product is annotated as UMP-CMP kinase. Gene Ontology annotation, biological process: 'de novo' pyrimidine nucleobase biosynthetic process; CDP biosynthetic process; UDP biosynthetic process. Gene Ontology annotation, cellular component: nucleus; cytoplasm. Gene Ontology annotation, molecular function: ATP binding; UMP kinase activity. The transcript has 9 exons. NCBI's taxonomy places the organism in Eukaryota, Viridiplantae, Streptophyta, Magnoliopsida, Malpighiales, Euphorbiaceae. Bases 200 to 916 code for a protein of 238 amino acids. The record is from RefSeq and is a predicted model, not a curated record.
AUUUUAUUUCGUAUAAUAUUUGUGGCCACGUGUCCCUUGUCUAGCCUAACCUUGUGCACGAGCACGAUUUGGCCGUGAUUCGUGACCCACAAAUAGCGCGUUACUCGUUCGACGUAAUGCCUCGUCGGGAAAUUCAGAAUCUGAAGCCUGAAUCAAAUUUUGCCGCAACCAAAAACAGCGAGCUACAGAAGCCAGAAUUAUGUGGAAGCGCAUAGCUUCGCUCUCCCCUUUGGUCUCCUCUUCGAAAUCAACCUUACCUAACCAGGCAUCAUAUGGGUUGAACAUCUGGAAAUCACUUUCUACUGGGAUAUGCACUCCGGUAAGAUAUGGAAAUUUGCUCAAAGAGAAAACUCCAUUUAUUACUUUUGUCUUAGGUGGUCCUGGUAGUGGAAAAGGUACACAAUGUAUAAAGAUAGCACAGACCUUUGGAUUCACACAUCUGAGUGCAGGGGAUUUGCUAAGGAGGGAAAUACUUUCUAACAGUGAAGAUGGCACCAUGAUUCUGAACACAAUUAAAGAGGGCAAAAUUGUUCCUUCAGAAGUGACAGUCAAACUGAUUAAAAAGGAAAUGGAGUCAAGUGAGAACUAUAAAUUUCUUAUUGAUGGAUUCCCACGAAGUGAGGAGAACCGCAUAGCAUUUGAACGCAUAAUUGGAGCAGAACCAAACGUUGUGCUUUUCUUUGACUGCCCAGAAGAAGAGAUGGUAAAACGAGUGCUAAACCGUAAUGAGGGCCGAGUUGAUGACAACAUAGAUACUAUCAAGAAGCGUCUUAAAGUAUUUUCAUCAUUAAAUCUUCCUGUUAUUGGCUACUAUUCAAAGAGAGGAAAACUGCGUACAAUCAAUGCAGUUGGAACAGUAGAUGAGAUUUUUGAACAAGUUCGCGCUGUUUUUACCGAAUGUGAGGCAAUGAAAUGAAAGAUAGUUUUGAUCAAGGAUGAGCACCACAAAAUUUUUGGUACUUAGUUGGAGUUGCUCAGCAUUUUUGGGCCAGGAUGGUGCAGAUAGUUUGGCAAACCAUGAUUUCCUGAAAGGCUUAAAAUUCUGGGUUAAAGGAUUCGAGGAAUUUGACCUUUACAAGCAUUUCCCAGCCUAGACGGUGAAACUUAUUUUCCAUGUUUAUUGAUUUUGGUGAUGCGGGUAGAUAGCCUAAGGUGCAAUGAAACCUUUAUUACACGUCUGUUUGUAGAAUUUGGGAAGGAAACCAAAAAUGGCAAAAGCAAGAUCUUAUCAGACUAGACAUUAUUAUAUCACUUUAUUUCAUUA